Molecule: messenger RNA, 3519 nt
Organism: Papilio polytes (common Mormon)
Lineage: Eukaryota; Metazoa; Arthropoda; Insecta; Lepidoptera; Papilionidae
Gene: Kat60
Product: katanin p60 ATPase-containing subunit A-like 1
Exons: 10
Coding region: 292-1911 (539 amino acids)
Biological process (GO): microtubule severing
Cellular component (GO): microtubule cytoskeleton
Molecular function (GO): ATP binding; ATP hydrolysis activity; microtubule binding
Source: RefSeq, a predicted model, not a curated record
UUAUGUUGGCAUUCGUCGACUGUCUUAUUUGUCGUGUUGUGGACUGAUCAACGAAAUUUAUGAAGUUUGUUUUGUCUUCAAAAUUUAGAUUUUUAUAAAUUCUGUGGCCAUGAGAUAAAUUAUUGACCUAAGAUAAAACAAUAUCUUUGCUAAAUAUCACAUAACUGUAUAACAAUGGAGUUAAAUUGUGUUGGACUGUAAAAUAUGAGUUAAGUGCUUUUCUUCGUUUGAUGUCACACGCGAUUCCAGUCCACGAGUGGAAAAGUAAAAUUUUUGCGAUAGGAUCGUUAUAUGCACGCAGCGGGAAUGACAAUAAUGGCAGUUUCUGUUGGCGAAAUUUGCGAGAACACGAAGCUGGCUCGGGAAAUGGCUCUGAUGGGUAACUACGAAUCCGCACUGGUCUACUACGAGGGAACCGUCCAGAUGAUCCACAGGUUGCUGAUUACUAUAGCUGAUACAACACGCAAGUCCAAGUGGCAGUUGGUACAAAAGCAGAUGGCGCGAGAAUAUGAACAGCUGAAAGCAACGGUGGCCACACUGCAAAUGUUUCAGCAUGAAGGUGAAAAAGCUAUCACACCCCUUACGACUAAUUACGAGGAGCUGCCUACACGAGACCAGAUGUGGGCGGCCGCGCCUCACGAGAUCGACCCGGACAUCUGGCCGCCGCCGCCGGACCGCGACCCCAACGCCUGGCCGCCCCCCACAAGCGUCGAACACAAAGGUCCGCCGGCAAUGAAGUCGGCUCGCAACAACGCCCGCAACCACCGCGACAACAAGAAACCGUCCAAUGCGCAGCGCAAUGCCACCACCUCGCAGCGCAAAACCUCAGAUAAUAAGAACCCCAAGCUCAAUACUAAUAAAGCACAUAGUGCAAAAACAAAAGAAUCCAACAAUAAGGAGCACAGCGGCAAAGACAAGCAGGACAGAGACAACAAUAAUGGUGAUACUGAUGAUGAACGGCAUAAAGAAGAGGAGAGAAGAUUUGAGCCACCUUCAGCCGCUGAUACAGACCUUGUUGAUAUGCUAGAAAGAGAUAUAGUACAAAAGAACCCGAAUAUAAGAUGGGACGACAUCGCGGACCUGACGGAGGCCAAGCGGCUGCUAGAGGAAGCUGUCGUGUUGCCAAUGUGGAUGCCGGAUUUCUUCAAGGGUAUCCGACGUCCAUGGAAGGGUGUGCUGAUGGUGGGUCCUCCAGGCACGGGAAAGACGAUGCUGGCCAAGGCAGUAGCCACAGAGUGCGGGACCACCUUCUUCAAUGUCUCCUCCUCCACCCUCACGUCGAAAUAUCGAGGAGAAUCAGAGAAACUUGUUCGAUUAUUAUUUGAAAUGGCGAGGUUCUAUGCGCCGAGUACGAUCUUCAUAGACGAGAUAGACUCGUUGUGUUCGCGGCGCGGCUCCGACAGCGAGCACGAGGCCUCGCGUCGGGUGAAGUCGGAACUGCUCGUGCAGAUGGACGGCCUCGGCUCCGCUACUGACGAACCCGCUAAGGUAGUAAUGGUACUAGCAGCAACCAACUUCCCGUGGGAUAUAGACGAGGCGCUCCGGCGUCGUCUGGAGAAGAGAAUCUACAUCCCGCUGCCGACGCAGGAGGGGCGCGAAGCGCUGCUGCAGAUCAACCUGCGGGAGGUGAAGGUGGACCCGGAGGUGGAACUCAGGCUGAUCGCUAUGAAACUUGAUGGUUACUCCGGAGCCGAUAUCACAAACGUCUGCCGUGACGCGUCAAUGAUGUCAAUGAGAAGAAAAAUAGCUGGAUUAAAACCUGAACAGAUAAAACAGCUUGCGAAAGAAGAACUGGAUCUACCAGUGACAAGGCAGGACUUCCUCGAAGCACUCGCAAAAUGCAACAAAUCCGUCUCCAAAGGGGAUAUACAGAAAUACCUCACGUGGAUGGACGAGUUCGGAUCAUCCUGAUUCAUGCAGUAGACAAAAAGACCAUAAAAAAUGCAAUAUUAGUGUGAAACACGCUUUAACUUUGUGUAUCGUGUUAUAAAAAUUGCCUUAUUGUAGAUAAGUAUGUUGCAGUAUUAAUGACUGAUGCUAAGGUUUUAAUACAUGACCCUUACGGAAUAUGUUUUUAAAUAUAUAAUUUAUGUGCAUAUAAUAACAAUUAAACAUUGUUACCGUGUAAAAAAAUUAUUUAAGACCAUUUUUAAUCUAAUUGUCAAUAUAUUAUAGCGAAUAGUUUGCUUUUUGACGACAUCGUACUAAGAAUCGUAAAAAUAUAUCUGUUUCCUAAGCCGAGUGUGUAAGCGAGAGCAAAACAACAGAAAGAGAUGCACGAUACUAAAAAUUCUGUGACGUCAUGUAAUUUUAAUUGUAUUACAGGGUUAGUGUAUUAAAACCUUUUAAAAUCUUACAACGAUAGUAUUUUGCCACUGAAAAGAUUAUAAGAGCGGGCAACUUUGACUAAAUUAUCGCACAACUCCUGUACGAUUAUCGAUUGUUAUGCAGCCUUCAACUUGCACAACUAAAAAUCGAGUAGUAUUUACCUUUAUAUGAGGUCAUAUGAAUCAAAGCGAGACAAAAGUUCUGCGAUAGUUUAGUCCAAGGUGUGCGCACUCUUAUUAUAAAAAUAACAUUCCCGCUGGAACAAAUGCAGUGUAAAUAGACAAUAGUGAUUUACAUUUUUACUAACACUGACUUCACAUGUAUUUUGUACAUUUCUAGUGUUUCUUUUUGUGUAUAUUUACGGCUUAACUUGCUAGCUUCAAGAUCUGUGUUCAAAGUUAACUACACUAUAAUAAGUCGUGAUCUUUGUACUUAAAUCAUAGUUUAAUUUGAGAUUUAUAACUGGUUUAGUUAAUAAUUUUUAUGCCAUAACUAAUUUAUGUGUAAUUUUUUUUUUAUAGAAAUUUUAUAUAGAUUUUUUUUUCAAUUAUGUUUGUUGAUUGUAUAAAGAUGAGAUAUAUAUUUGGCAUUGAAUAUUCGCUCAAUUUAAAUUAAUACUUUUGUUAGUUUUAGAUAUAUGAAAGAAAAUUUUUGAUUAAUCGUCGAAAAUAUUUGCCUUUACGUGAUGCCACACGUCCCUUUAAUAAUAAAUAACAUAGUUAUAAAACAAAACAAUAUCGCAAAUGGUUAAUGUUACGCAAUAAAAUCUUGUAAUACUCUUAUUUUGAAUUAAUUUUAAAUGAGAUUAGCUAAUCCUUUUAAAGUAUAUGCUUAAAACGCCUAAAAUAUGACCUUAAAUUAUUCUGUAUUUUUGUAUGGGACAUUUUAAACUAAAAUAACUGACAAACAAAAAAUAUGUAUAAGAAAUGACGUUUUAUUACCUUUGUAGAAAAAUUAAAUACAAAAAAGUAAUUAUCAAAAUGUUUGCUGUCCAAAGCUGUUUUAUAAGACAUUCUCAAUUUACGAUAUUGUUCUGAGUUAACAAAAAAAUAACUUUUAAUCGUUCUCAUCAUCUACACAGAUGUUGGUGAACAUAACAUUAUUUAAUGAUGCGAUAUUGGUACAAAAAAAUAAUAUUUUUGCAACAAUGUUAACCACCUUUGUAUAACGGAAAAAAUAAAAGAAUUUUUA